GAGACGGUAUUGCGUAAGGAGUAAUUCCUUUCUAAAUUAACCAUUUAAUAAUAAUUUAUUAUCAUAAUGCUUAGAUUGACUUUAUUUUUUCUAAUAUGUUUUACGUGUGGUAUUCAAGGUUACAUACUUCCCGUCGGCGAAUUUGAUCUUUUCAAAAGUGAUCCGCGAAUCGUGGGCGGUGAGGAUGCUCCAGAAAGUGGUAUACCUUACCAGGCAUCCUUAAGGAGUAACUACAAUUCUCACUUCUGCGGUGGCUCAAUUAUAAGCCAACGAUGGAUACUUACAGCUGCUCAUUGUACUGUCGGAAAAACCAAUCGUACGAUGAUAGUAGUAGUUGGUACUAACAGUCUACUCGCUGGAGGAGACCGUUAUACAGUUGAAACUAUCAUUAUUCACGAGCAGUACAACAGUAAUCUGAUCUAUAACGACGUUAGUGUUGUUAAAGUAUCAAGUGACAUUGAGUUUGGAGACCGCGUGCAACCAAUACACCUUGCUUAUAAAGAUACGAGUGCUGGCUCUGACUUGCUGCUAAGUGGAUGGGGAAGAUUGUCCUAUCCAGGUGUGUUACCAGUCCAGCUCCAAGUGAUCAAUCUGGUAUCACUUAGCGUGGAGGAGUGUCAGAGAAUAUACAAUAACAUAAAUCCAGUUUACGACACUCAGAUUUGCUCUCUAACAAAGAAAGGAGAAGGAGCUUGCCACGGUGAUUCCGGCGGUCCUCUGGUGUCUGAUGGUGAGGUGGUUGGCAUCGUAUCCUGGGGUAUGCCGUGCGCCAGGGGGUACCCUGACGUCUACACACGAGUCUACUCCUUUAAGAAUUGGAUCGCAGCGAAGAUAUCCGAACACUCAUCUGACCAAAGCUCAAUAGACCAGGAACAGCUUCUUAUUGUUGAUAAUUAAGAACUUUGUAUAAAGGUUAUUGGCAAGUUAUAACUAUUUGGACAAUUAUUUUUAUAGUG
Molecule: messenger RNA, 956 nt
Organism: Papilio machaon (common yellow swallowtail)
Lineage: Eukaryota; Metazoa; Arthropoda; Insecta; Lepidoptera; Papilionidae
Product: chymotrypsin-2
Exons: 5
Coding region: 67-897 (276 amino acids)
Biological process (GO): proteolysis
Molecular function (GO): serine-type endopeptidase activity
Source: RefSeq, a predicted model, not a curated record